Messenger RNA from Lacerta agilis (Sand lizard), 5366 nucleotides. It is a transcript of the gene MECOM, whose product is annotated as MDS1 and EVI1 complex locus. Gene Ontology annotation, biological process: regulation of transcription by RNA polymerase II. Gene Ontology annotation, cellular component: nucleus. Gene Ontology annotation, molecular function: RNA polymerase II cis-regulatory region sequence-specific DNA binding; DNA-binding transcription activator activity, RNA polymerase II-specific. Lineage: Eukaryota; Metazoa; Chordata; Lepidosauria; Squamata; Lacertidae. The coding region runs from base 519 to 3749 and encodes 1076 amino acids. The record is from RefSeq and is a predicted model, not a curated record. The transcript has 17 exons.
UGUGUAUAUGAAAGCUUCCCUGAGAUUCCUUUGGAAGAAACUUCUGAAAAUGAUGGAGAACCAAGCACUUUGUCACUCAGUAUUCAUGAACAAUCAUCUCCAGCAACAUCAAGUGAAGCCUUCACACCAAAGGAGGGAUCUCCUUACAAAGCUCCAAUAUACAUUCCUGAUGACAUACCAAUUCCAUCAGAGUUGAGCUUCGAGAAUCAAAUAUUCCUGGAGCCGGAUUAGGGAUAUGGGCCAAAAGGAAGAUUGAAGUGGGUGAAAGAUUUGGACCAUAUGUAGGAGAACAUUGCCCAAGUCUGAAAGAUCCUGGCAAUGGAUGGGAGAUCUUGGAUGAGUAUUACAAUGUGAAAUUCUGCAUUGAUGCCAGUCAGCCAGAUGUAGGAAACUGGCUGAAGUAUAUCAGAUUUGCUGGAUGCUAUAAUCAGCCCAACCUUGUUGCAUGUCAAAUAAGUGAUCAGAUAUAUUACAGAGUGGUGAAAGACAUUGAAGCUGGAGAAGAGCUCCUUCUGUUCAUGAAGACUGAAGACUAUUUACAUGAUCCUAUGGCUCCAGACAUUCAUGAGGAGCGUCAAUAUCGGUGUGAAGACUGUGACCAGCUGUUUGAGUCCAAAGCAGAUCUUGUGGACCAUCAGAAAUUCCCAUGCAGCACACCUCACUCAGCAUUUUCGAUGGUGGAUGAGGAAUUUCAGCCAAAGCUUGACAAGGAGAAUGACCUCCAUGAUAUGCAUGACAUUCAAGAGUGCAAAGAAUGUGACCAAGUGUUCUCUGAUGUGCAGAGCUUAGAAAAGCACAUGCUAUCGCACACCGAAGAGAGGGAGUACAAGUGUGACCAGUGCCCCAAAGCCUUUAACUGGAAAUCCAACUUGAUACGCCACCAGAUGUCCCAUGACAGUGGGAAGCAUUAUGAAUGCGAAAACUGUGCCAAGCAGGUUUUCACGGACCCCAGCAACCUCCAGAGACACAUUCGUUCGCAGCACGUUGGGGCUCGUGCGCAUGCUUGUCCAGAGUGUGGUAAAACUUUUGCCACUUCUUCAGGCCUCAAACAGCACAAACAUAUCCACAGCAGUGUCAAGCCUUUUAUAUGUGAGGUCUGCCAUAAGUCCUAUACUCAGUUUUCAAACCUUUGCCGUCAUAAGCGUAUGCAUGCUGAUUGCAGAACCCAAAUCAAGUGCAAAGACUGUGGACAAAUGUUCAGCACUACGUCUUCCUUAAAUAAACACAGGAGAUUUUGUGAGGGCAAGAACCAUUUUGCGGCAGGAGGAUUUUUUGGCCAAGGCAUAUCACUUCCUGGAACCCCAGCUAUGGAUAAAUCUUCCAUGGUUAAUAUGAAUCAUGCAAAUCCGGGCCUUGCUGACUAUUUUGGUGCCAAUAGGCAUCCAGCUGGUCUUACCUUUCCAACAGCUCCUGGAUUUUCUUUUAGCUUCCCUGGUCUGUUUCCUUCAGGCUUGUACCACAGGCCACCUUUGAUACCUGCUAGUUCUCCUGUUAAAGGACUUCCAAACGCAGACCAAUCAAUCAAAAGUCAAAGUCCCCUCAUGACACAUCCUCAGACACUGCCAGCUACCCAGGAUAUUUUGAAGGCACUAAAUAAGCACCCACCUAACCUAAGUGAAAAUAAGCCAGUGGAGCUUCAACCAGAAAGGUCCUCCGAAGAGAGGCCACAUGAAAAGAUCAGUGACCAGUCAGAGAGUAGUGACCUUGAUGAUGUCAGUACCCCCAGUGGGAGUGACCUGGAGACCACCUCUGGCUCUGAUCUGGAAAGUGACAUUGAAAGUGAUAAAGAGAAAUGUAAAGAAAAUGGUAAAAUGUUCAAAGACAAAGUAAACUCUCUGCAGAAUUUGGCUUCCGUAAAUAAUAAGAAAGAAUACAGCAAUCAUUCCAUCUUCUCACCAUCUUUAGAGGAGCAAACUGCGGUGUCAGGAGCUGUGAAUGAUUCUAUAAAGGCCAUUGCCUCUAUUGCUGAAAAAUACUUUGGUUCGACAGGACUUGUGGGGCUACAGGACAAAAAGGUUGGAGCCUUACCUUACCCUUCCAUGUUUCCCCUCCCAUUUUUUCCAGCAUUCUCUCAGUCAAUGUACCCAUUUCCUGAUAGAGACUUGAGACCGUUACCUUUGAAAAUGGAACCCCAAUCGCCAGGUGAAGCAAAGAAGAUCUUAAAGGGAAACUCCGAGUCUCCCUUUGACCUUACCACUAAACGUAAGGAGGAGAAACCACUUACUCCUAUAACCUCAAAACCAGCAGCUCCAUCAGUGACCAACCAGGACCAGCCUCUAGAUUUGAGUAUGGGCAGCAGAAGUCGAGCUAGUGGUACAAAACAGACUGAGCCUCGGAAAAACCAUGUGUUUGGAGGAAAGAAAGGAGAUGUUGAUCUUGAAUCAAGGAAGUCAUCAGACAUCUCUUUGCAACAUGCAAGGCCAACACCUUUCUUUAUGGAUCCCAUUUACAGGAACGUCGACCUCCACUGCAAUCAAAGGUGUUUCACUCAAGAACUCAAAACACGUUGUACCAUAGCAACACAACGUGGAACUCAAGGAGUAGAAAAAAGAAAGCUAACUGACCCACUUGAAGCUUUAAAAGAAAAGUACUUGAGACCAUCCCCGGGAUUCUUAUUCCACCCACAAUUCCAAUUGCCUGAUCAAAGAACUUGGAUGUCAGCUAUAGAAAACAUGGCUGAAAAGCUAGAGAGUUUUAGUGCCCUGAAACCAGAAGCCGGUGACAUCAUGCAAUCUGUCCCUUCCAUGUUCAACUUCAGAGCCCCUCCCAGCACCCUGCCAGAGAACCUUCUACGAAAAGGCAAAGAGCGCUAUACCUGCAGAUACUGCGGCAAGAUAUUUCCAAGAUCUGCAAAUCUUACCCGUCACCUGAGAACACACACUGGAGAACAGCCUUACAGAUGCAAAUACUGUGACAGGUCUUUUAGUAUAUCGUCUAACCUGCAGAGACAUGUUCGUAACAUCCAUAAUAAGGAGAAGCCCUUCAAAUGUCACUUAUGUGACCGGUGCUUUGGCCAACAAACCAACUUAGAUAGACAUCUCAAAAAACACGAGAAUGGCAACAUGUCUGGUACUGCUACGUCUUCACCUCAUUCUGAACUUGAAAGCACAGGUGCUAUCCUAGAUGACAAAGAAGACUCAUACUUUACUGAAAUUCGUAAUUUCAUUGGGAAUAGCAACCACAACAAUUCAGAAGAAAGAAUUAAUGGAAGUCACUUUAAGGAUGAAAAGACUCUGGUGACAAGCCAGAACUCAGACUUGUUGGAAGAUGAAGAAGCAGAAGAUGAAGUAAUGAUGGAUGAAGAAGAUGAAGAAAGUGAGAUAACAGGGGGGUCUGUUAAAGAACCAGCUGUAAGCAACAUAUGUGAAGAGGGUGACUAUGAAGAAGCAAAUGCUUUGGAAAUGAAUUGCAAGACUUCUCCUGGCAGGUAUAAGGAAGAUGAGUUUAAUAAAACUGGACUUUCUGCAUUGGACCAUAUAAGGCACUUCACUGAUAGCCUCAAAGUGAGGAAAGUAGAAGAAAGCCAGUUCAGUGAAGCUGAACUGGCAGCGUUUAGCACCUCCCAUCUUCCAGAAGACUUAAAGCAGCCAUUGUGUCGCAAGUCCAAAUCCCAGGCCAUUGCUAUGAUGCUUUCACUCUCUGACAAGGACUCUCUCCACUCUGCACCCCACAAUUCAUCCAAUGUGUGGCACAGUAUGGCAAGAGCUGCUGCAGAAUCCAGUGCCAUCCAGUCCAUUAGUCAUGUAUGACACCGUCAAAUGUAACAGGAUUGGGACCAAGUCCAAACUAGCAACAUGGCUCUUUGCUAGAAGACUAUUUAAAAGACUGCAGAGCAGAAUGCCUUAGAAAUCUGAUGGGUCACAUUUAAAGUCAGGUGACCUUAAACUGAAUGAUUUGAAAGAAAGAAAGAAAACUAUUUAUUCUCAAUCUUUUUGUUUUGCACAGCGAAGGCAGCUGCUGACAUUUUGAGGAUCAAUGCGACUUUCAAAAUACAUGGAUCAAAUAGACUUUGUUGGGGAAUAUGUGUCUUCCACUCCACCUGCUUGGGGAGGGACUUAUGGGUUAAGAUGUGUAUUGUUACACAAACGUUAGCACUCCUUUAAACUAAAACAGAAUUGUUUUUUCCCUUUUUGAGUCUCCCCCUCCCCACCGUGUAGAAUGGUAAUUGUAGGCAGGAUUAGGAGCAGUUGCUUUUCUAUACAAAUCCUCUUCAUCUAUGCUUUAUGCGUUUGAAACCAUUUAAGGAAGACAAAGCAGUUCCCUCGAAUGUACAUCAACCAUUAAUCUAGAACCUAAUGACAAUGAAUAUUUUGCCCCCUCCUUAACUUUUGCCUUCUGAACUGCAUUGUAAAAAUAAAGAACCACAUGAGACAAUAAUGUAAGACGUCUGUGUAUAUUGUAAAAAAAGGAAAAAAAAACUUGGGAGAGUUCAGCAAUUAAAGGAGGUGAGUCUUUCAGCAUACUACAUGCAAAAGACCACAGUCAUCAAACAUACCACUAUAGUUCAAUGUUUCCCUGAUCAAUGUAAUGGCAUUUUAAUUUUAGACAAUCAUGUCACUGUUUUGUUUGUUUUAUUUUGUUGGUGUUCAUUUGUUGCUCUUGAUUUCUUUCUUUAUUGGUGUUGCGUGUACAUGUAUUUAUUUGUUGGCAAACAAUUGUUUGUGGAUUAAGAAAAAAGCACUCUUGCUAAAUGUAGCACUGUUCAUAUGAAAUUAAUAGCACUGUUCCAGUUCUCUCCAACUCCACCCCACAUCAUUUUUCUGGGCACCCAUGGACUUAAAAAAAGGAGGCGAACUGAUCUGCAUAUAUGUUCGUGCAAACAGUGUUUAAAACAGAUUUCUUACACUCCUCUUUUACUAUCUUUUUUUUCCUUUUACUGAAACUAAAUAAUGAAUAGAGGUGAUUUAGAGAUUUUUUUGUAAUACAGCAAAAAUGAUUCAAAUGUAUAAAGCAUUCUAAUUUUUUCUUCACGAAAGCAUGAUUCUUCUGAUUAAAAAAAAAGAAAAAGAAAACUGUACCCAAUAUUUUAUGCCGGUUGUCUGCGAGCUUGUGUGAUGUUACGUUCAUGUUAAUCCUAUUUGUAAAAUGAAGUGUUCCAAACUUAUGUUUAAAAAAGAAAACCCCCAAUAAAUAAAUAAUGAAUUGUAUUCGGUUAUUUUGGGGGCAGGGGCGGGAGGGGACCAAGAAUUUCGCCCUUUUGGUGAGGGACCAGAUUUUAUUUUCUUUUUUGUUUAUUAUCUCAUUUUGGAAUAACCAGCAAGUUGAGGUACUUUCUUUAAAUGCUUUGUACAAUGUAACUGUUAUGCAUUUCAGUACAUUACUAUGGGAGGAUCAAAUUUAAAAAAAAUAAAGGAUUACAAAAUGAA